Messenger RNA from Urocitellus parryii (Arctic ground squirrel), 2533 nucleotides. It is a transcript of the gene Rad54l, whose product is annotated as RAD54 like. Gene Ontology annotation, molecular function: DNA translocase activity; ATP binding. Gene Ontology annotation, biological process: reciprocal meiotic recombination; double-strand break repair via synthesis-dependent strand annealing. Gene Ontology annotation, cellular component: nucleus. The record is from RefSeq and is a predicted model, not a curated record. Lineage: Eukaryota; Metazoa; Chordata; Mammalia; Rodentia; Sciuridae.
AUGGUCACAUCCCACAGCUCCAGCCCAUCACAUAGAGCCCAGGCUGAACACUCCAUGCUAGAUGAGCCAACAAGACUUCAAACCCAGGCCUCCUUUCAGAGGAGGAGCUUAGCUCCCAGUCAGCUGGCCAGAAGGAAACUGGAAGGCAGAUCUGAUGAUGAUGAAGACUGGCAGCCUGAGGCAGUGACACGGAAGAAACAGAAAUCCAGUAAUGAGACCCAGAUCCAAGAGUGUUUCUUGUCCCCUUAUCGGAAACCUUUAACUCAGCUAACAAAUCGACCACCCUGUCUGGAUAGCAGUCAACAUGAAGCAUUUAUUCGAAGCAUUUUGUCAAAGCCUUUCAAAGUCCCUAUUCCAAAUUAUCAAGGUCCUCUGGGCUCUCGGGCAUUGGGUCUGAAAAGGACUGGGGUCCGCCGGGCUCUUCAUGAUCCCCUGGAAGAAGGUGCCUUGAUUCUGUACGAGCCUCCCCCACUGAGUGCCCAUGAUCAGCUGAAGCUUGACAAGGAAAAACUUCCUGUCCAUGUGGUUGUUGAUCCUAUUCUUAGUAAGGUUUUGCGGCCUCAUCAGAGAGAGGGAGUGAAGUUCCUGUGGGAAUGUGUCACCAGUAGGCGCAUACCUGGCAGCCAUGGCUGCAUCAUGGCUGAUGAAAUGGGCCUGGGAAAGACACUGCAGUGCAUCACGUUGAUGUGGACACUUUUGCGCCAAAGUCCAGAGUGCAAGCCAGAAAUUGAUAAAGCAGUGGUGGUGUCGCCCUCCAGUCUGGUGAAGAACUGGUAUAAUGAGGUUGGGAAAUGGCUUGGAGGAAGGAUCCAACCUCUGGCCAUCGACGGAGGAUCUAAAAAUGAGAUAGAUCAAAAGCUGGAAGGAUUCAUGAACCAGCGUGGAGCCAGAGUGCCUUCUCCUAUCCUCAUCAUUUCCUAUGAGACUUUCCGCCUUCAUGUUGGAGUUCUUCAGAAAGGAAGUGUUGGACUGGUCAUAUGUGAUGAGGGACACAGACUCAAGAACUCUGAAAAUCAGACUUACCAGGCUCUGAAUAGCUUGAACACCAGUCGACGAGUGCUCAUCUCUGGGACCCCCAUCCAGAAUGAUCUGCUUGAAUAUUUCAGCUUGGUACAUUUUGUUAAUUCGGGCAUCCUGGGGACUGCCCAUGAAUUCAAGAAACAUUUUGAGAUGCCAAUUUUGAAGAGUCGAGAUGCAGCUGCGAGUGAAGCAGAUAAGCAGCUAGGGGAGGAGCGACUGAGAGAGCUUAUCAGCAUUGUGAAUAGGUGCCUGAUACGGAGGACCUCUGAUAUCCUUUCUAAAUAUCUGCCUGUAAAGAUUGAGCAAGUGGUUUGUUGCAGGCUGACACCCCUUCAGACUGAGUUAUACAAGAGGUUUCUGAGACAGGCCAAGCCAGCAGAAGAGUUGCGUGAGGGCAAGAUGAGUGUGUCUUCCCUUUCUUCUAUCACCACUCUGAAGAAGCUUUGUAAUCAUCCAGCUCUCAUAUAUGAUAAGUGUGUGGAAGAGGAGGAUGGUUUUGAGGGUGCCUUGGACAUCUUCCCCCCUGGUUAUAGCUCCAAGGCUCUAGAGCCACAGCUGUCAGGUAAGAUGCUGGUCCUCGAUUAUAUUCUGGCAGUGACACGAAGCCGCAGCAGUGACAAAGUAGUGCUGGUAUCCAAUUAUACCCAGACAUUGGAUCUCUUUGAGAAGCUCUGUCGGGUUCGAAGGUACUUGUAUGUCCGCCUGGAUGGUACAAUGUCCAUUAAGAAGCGAGCCAAGGUUGUGGAGCGCUUCAACUGUCCAUCGAGCCCUGAUUUUGUCUUCAUGCUGAGCAGCAAAGCUGGAGGCUGUGGCCUCAAUCUCAUUGGGGCUAACCGGCUGAUCAUGUUUGACCCUGACUGGAACCCAGCCAACGAUGAACAAGCCAUGGCCAGGGUCUGGCGUGAUGGUCAAAAGAAGACCUGCUAUAUUUAUCGCCUGCUGUCUGCAGGAACCAUUGAGGAGAAGAUAUUCCAGCGGCAGAGCCACAAGAAGGCACUGAGCAGCUGUGUAGUGGAUGAAGAACAGGAUGUAGAACGGCACUUCUCUCUGGGCGAGUUGAAGGAGCUCUUUACCCUGGAUGAGGCUAGCCUCAGUGAUACACAUGACAGGCUGCACUGCCGCCGUUGUGUCAACAGACGCCAGGUCUGGCCACCCCCUGAUGGUUCUGACUGCACUUCAGACCUGGCCCAGUGGAACCAUAGCACUGAUAAGCGGGGGCUCCAGGAUGAGGUACUCCAGGCUGCCUGGGAUGCUGCCUCCACUGCCAUCACCUUCGUCUUCCACCAGCGUUCCCAUGAGGAGCAGCGGGGGCUCUGCUGAUAACCAGCUGGUCUGWGUGUAGCUGUUAGCAGAAGGGUACAGGGAAAAGGGGCUACCUGCCCCAAGGGUCCUGCUGAAUUUUGUUCUCUGGGAGAAAAUCAUCAAGAAGGGCUGYAUGAUGUUUGCCCAAAAUUUAUUUUAUAAGAAAAACUUUUCUGGUUAAAAAAAAGAAAGGAAUAAAGGUAUGAAAGGG